Messenger RNA from Psilocybe cubensis, 2634 nucleotides. RefSeq lists its product as uncharacterized. The transcript is spliced from 16 exons. NCBI's taxonomy places the organism in Eukaryota, Fungi, Basidiomycota, Agaricomycetes, Agaricales, Agrocybaceae. Bases 1 to 2634 code for a protein of 877 amino acids. Gene Ontology annotation, molecular function: ubiquitin conjugating enzyme activity. The record is from RefSeq and is a predicted model, not a curated record.
AUGUCGGAGGUUGAGGUUCAACAACUUGUUGAAAUGGGUGCUACUCAUGCCCAGGCGCGCGCUGCGCUGAAACAAUAUAAAGAUGUAAUGCAGGCCGCCGAAAGGUUUUUUGAGGGCAAAUUUGAUCACAUCAAGGAUGAGGACGUAGAGAUGUCUUCUUCCAGAGCGUCUCCUGCAAGGGACAAAGUGCCGCGGCCAGCUACGCCUUCAGAUGACGAAGAUAUGGAUGACGCAGAAGACCAGGAUGAAGACGAGGACGAUGACGAUGAUGGAGGCGACUAUGUCGAUUACGACUCUGACUUUGGAGAAAUGAAUGGAAUCACUGCUACAUCAGGGGCAGGAAAUGUAGAUGUCGAUCCUUACUCUGGAAUUUUCUUCUCUAAAGAUCGUAAGGAAGAGGUCAUUGAGAUCGAUGAAAUACCAGAAACGAUAGUCAUUCAUGAGACGAACGAAUCAGUGCCUCUAGUGACGCAGGGGCAGUGGAUGAAGGGCUGUCCUGAAGGUGGUGAACAAAGUUUUUUGUUUAGUCUUUACUCUCAACUCAGCACGGAUGCCACUCCAUGCCCUCACGAUUGUGGGGCGUCAAUUUCCCGGAACAAGGGCGAUUUCUUCGCCUUACAUGCCAAUUUCACAACAUAUAUCGAUCGACUACGAAGUCGGGUGACAAAAAUUUGUCCUAGAUGUCACUCGAAAAUGUGCCUAGCUUGUGGCGAACCUGUUUCAAUCGAUCAUGAAAAACAUGCUGCUAGUCGCGAAGACCCCCUUUUUCACUGUUCGAAUCUCCAGGGUGUUAUACUGGGAGUCGGCUUAAUAAUGCUUGACCAACUCUAUAGCCAGCAAGUUUUGGAUUCAGAUGAUCUAGGCGUCCGAACAGCCAAAAAACGCAAACCUGACGGGAGCAAUGUCGAUGGAGAUGAUGAGGAUAGCAUGUACUAUGGCCCUGGGAAGAAAGCAAAAAGUAGCAGUGGUAUUGGCUAUGACGGCGACGCUACCGAAGAUAAUACCGGACAAUUGAAGGCCUUGGCUAAUCAACGCUCGAAGGACGAAAAGAUUUCGAAAUUGAUGAGUUCCAUACGUGUCUACCUACCUAAUCUCAAUCGCGAGGGUGGUGGGAGAACGAGCGAUUACUUGGUCCACCCAACUGCUUUAGCUCACCUUCGCAGACGCUUCAACCACAUUUGUAGCAGCCUUCUUCGGAAUGAUUCGUUAGCAGACAUGUCCGACCGAUCAGUACUCUACUUUGAGCUACUUGAAUGGUUAGAGACCGUCUCCAAUCAUGAAGCUCUGGCUAGCAUGAUGGCGAUGCCAAUCAUGGUGGUCGCAUCAGUGAAGUCUGUUGUUGCCAAAAACAAUCAAGCGCGAGAAAGGACUAUCGUAUAUGAAGGAAGUUCAGGUCCUAGGGAGCUUCUUGAGGGUAUUGCCAUACAAGCCCGGGCAGCGUUAAAAGGAUUAGAAGGAAAUAAAGUAGUGGAGCCCACCCCGGAAGAGCUUACAGAGGAACAGAAGCGUAUGACGGUUGAUGCGAAGGAAAAAGCUGAGGAAGAAAUUACGAGCAUAACCUCCGAUGAGAACAUGAAGCUCCUUCGUUUCUGCCGACGUAUACUCGCGACUGUCUCAGCCAUCGAUCGCUCGCUACGGGAUACCAAGGGAGAUGCCUUCGUCGAGCGUUUGCACGCUUCGCUUCCGAAUAUUUCAUCGUCUGCCGACGUUACUCAAUACCGUGUUGAGGCUGGCGCAUCACAAGAUGCAAUUGAACACGCUUAUUCAGAAUGGGCGACUCGAGUGAGAUUUGAGUACUGUGAUUUGACUGUGCCUACCGCGGGACAGGACGACGACGUUACACCGCAUUAUAAAUUCUUCUAUGAUAAUGAAGCUCGAAUGUUAGCAAAUUCCGAUAUUCCCAAGAGGUCGUUGGCCAUCGCCAAAGAACUGGCGAUCUUGACGACCAACUUACCUGUCAGUUGGGGUUCUUCCAUAUUUUUGAGGGUCGACGAAACACGGGUCGAUGUCAUCAAAGCACUGAUCACAGGGCCAGAAGGGACCCCGUAUCAUAACGGAUGUUAUUUAUUCGAUAUUUUCUUAGGACCGAGUUACAACCAAUCACCUCCUAACGUAAAAUACAUGACUACGAACGGCGGGAAGUACCGUUUCAACCCAAAUUUGUACGCUGACGGUAAAGUAUGUCUCUCGUUACUUGGCACUUGGCAAGGCCCUGGUUGGGUUUCUGGCAAAUCUACCUUACUACAAGUUCUCAUUUCAAUACAAUCCAUGAUUUUAUGCGAUGAACCAUAUCUUAAUGAGCCAGGUUGGGCCACAGGCUCUGGCACCCCGGCGUCACAAGCAUAUUCUGCCAAUGUGAGACGCAUGGUCGUGCGGACUGCAAUGCUCGGAAACCUCAAAAAUCCCCCUGAACCAUUUGCCGAAGUCAUACAAACACAUUUCCGGUUGAAAGCUAAUUCUAUCAUUGCUCAACUGGACGAGUGGUUGAGUAAGGAUGAUGGCAAAUCGACAGCGCCAGACGGGGCCGCUUACUCAGGAGUUACUAUCAACAAAGCUGACAGCUCGGGCAGCUCUAAUGGGUUUGCAAAGGACAUUGAAGAGUUGAAGGGCCUCCUGAAGUCUCUGGGUGAUUAG